This is a messenger RNA of Trypanosoma cruzi, 2880 nucleotides long. Its product is annotated as alanyl-tRNA synthetase, putative. Gene Ontology annotation, cellular component: cytoplasm; mitochondrion. The transcript has a single exon. Bases 1 to 2880 code for a protein of 959 amino acids. The record is from RefSeq and is a predicted model, not a curated record. Gene Ontology annotation, biological process: alanyl-tRNA aminoacylation; tRNA modification. NCBI's taxonomy places the organism in Eukaryota, Euglenozoa, Kinetoplastea, Trypanosomatida, Trypanosomatidae. Gene Ontology annotation, molecular function: aminoacyl-tRNA deacylase activity; amino acid binding; alanine-tRNA ligase activity.
AUGACUGAGUGGCCCGUCAACCGUGUGCGCCAGGAGUUUCUGAAAUUCUUUGAGCAGCGAGGACACAAGUUUGUCCCAUCUAGCCCUGUCGUGCCAAACAAUGAUCCCACACUGCUCUUUAUCAAUGCCGGCAUGAAUCAAUUUAAAAAUCUUUUUCUUGGCACGGCAGAUCCCAAUACGGAAUUUGGUCGCCUUACCCGUGCGGCGAACUCACAACUUUGUAUUCGCGCAGGCGGUAAACACAAUGAUCUGGACGAUGUUGGUCGUGAUACUUACCAUCACACCUUUUUUGAGAUGUUGGGUUCAUGGUCGUUUGGUGACUAUUUUAAACGCGACGCAAUCCGCUGGGCAUGGGAACUUUUGACCGAGGUGUACAAGCUUCCAAAGGACCGUCUUUAUGUGACAUACUUUGAGGGGGACCCUGAAAACGGCAUAGCAGCCGAUGAAGAGGCGAAACAAUUGUGGUUGGAGCUUGUGAAACCCGAGCAUGUUAUAUCUGGUAAUGCCAAAGACAACUUUUGGGAAAUGGGCGAUAUAGGACCUUGUGGACCUUGCUCGGAAGUUCACUUUGACCGUCUGGGUGGUCGCAAUGCGGCCGAGCUGGUGAAUAAGGAAGAUCCAAUGGUGAUCGAGAUUUGGAACCUUGUUUUUAUGCAAUUUGAGCGUCAUGAAGGCGGUGUGCUUGUACCGUUGCCGAAGAUGCAUGUAGAUACAGGCAUGGGGCUCGAGCGACUGACGUCCAUUAUGCAAGGUGUGCACUCGAACUACGAUACAGACGCCUGGACGCCACUCUUUGAGGCCAUUCAGGCGGUGACGGGUUACGAAAAGUCAUAUGCCGAAAUACGUGAUCAAAAUGACUCCGAUGCAACCGUGGCGUACCGUGUGAUAGCAGAUCACAUUCGCUGCCUCAGUGUUUCCCUGGCGGAUGGUGCCAUGCCCGAUUCUGUUGGUCGUGGUUUUGUGUUGCGCCGCAUCAUCCGCCGCGCAGUCCGCUACGGUUUGCAGUUCCUUGGCGCAAAGGUUGGCUUCUUUAGUGAACUUGUUGACGCUGUUGUGGCGUCGUUGGGGCCCUUUUUCACGCACAUGCAAGAUCCUCGCACAGUGCAGCGUAUCAAAACUGUGCUUGCCGACGAGGAGGCAUCCUUUGCCAAGACAUGGGAUGUGGGUCUUAAGCACUUCAACAAGGCCGUUGCUGACGCGGUUGACAACACCAUCAGUGGUGAUAAUGCCUUUAUUCUUCACGAUCGCUAUGGCUUCCCUGUGGAUUUGACCUGUUUGCUGGCGGAGAAUGCAGGGUUACGUGUGGAUAUGAACGGCUUUCACGCGGCCAUGAAGGCAAAUCAACUAAGUGCUGGUCGUGUCGCUGCUGCAAAGACAUUCCUCGAUGUUCACCAACUGGAGGAGCUCAAACAGAUGGGUAUCGCCCCAACGGAGGAUGCCGCCAAGUACAUCUGGAAGAAUCGUACCGCAGAGGUGAAGGCCAUUUUUAACAAGAAGACAGGAACGUUUGUAGACAUGCUGAUGCCUGGAGAGGAAGGCGAGGAAGAUAUCGGCCUCAUUAUGGAUGUCACAAACUUUUACGCGGAGUCUGGUGGCCAAAUAUACGACACUGGGCGCAUUGUAGCUGCUGCCGAUGCCGUGUUUGAAGUAAGGAAGGUUUAUAAUCUUGGUGGCUACGUGGUACAUUUGGGACGCAUGAUGACAACAAACUCAACGGCUGUACCUAUUCCUGUAACGUCUUCUGUGGAUUUGCAGGUGGAUUACAAACGGCGGAUAGCGAUUGCUGCGAAUCACUCCAUGACACACGUCCUGAACUGGUGUCUACGACGCGUGCUAGAGGACGAAGCUCCUGAGAAUUACAUGGAGGUUCAACAGAAGGGGUCCCUUGUCACCGAAGAAAUGCUACGCUUUGACUUCAGCUACAAUAGUAAGGUCAGUCAAGAAGAUCUCGUCAAGAUCGAGAAGGCCCUUAAUGAGAAAAUUCAACAGGGGCUAGUGGUGUACCGCAAGGAGGUGGAACUUGAAAAAGCCAAACAUAUUGUGGGGCUGCGGCAGAUGUUCGGCGAGAAGUACCCAGACCCCGUCAGUGUCAUUUCUGUUGGCGUCCCAGUCGAUGACCUUCUUGCAAAGCCUGAGAGUGCAGAGUGGCGUGCGUACGCUGUGGAAUUUUGUGGUGGCACCCACUUGUCGAACAUAAAAGAGUCAGAGGUUGCGGUUAUCCUCUCAGAGGAAGCACUUAUGAAAGGGGUUCGACGGAUUGUUGUGGCGACACGCGACGCCGCACGCAAGGCCCGUGCACGGGGGGAACUGCUGGAGAAGGAAUAUCGUGAUAUCGUCGCCGGUGGUAUGACGGAUUCAACCGCUAAGAGCCUCUCGGUCCUGAACAAGAAGGUCGGCGACAGUCUCAUCCCGCUCACGGUGAAAAAUUCACUGCGGGAGGAAAUCGACGGGAGUAUCCGGGCUGCCCUUGCCAAUGUGAAGGCGAUGGCUGCGCAACUGAGGGAGAAGGCCACCGUUGCAGGACGAGCGGAGGCGGAGGCGUAUGACGCGGUGGAAAACCCCUUUUUUGUUAAGCGACUCAGCGAUUUUGGUGCUGAACGAGAGGCACUGCAGGCAUACGCUGAUGGAUUUACAAACGCCGUGCAGGGCGACGUUGGCGUUUUUCUCUUCGGCACCGAUGCGAACAAGGCACUCGCGCUGGUGACGCUCCCAAAGGCGUUUACUGCGAAGAAGCUAAGCGCUGUCGAUUGGGCAAAGGCAGCAAUCGGGAAAGGUGGCGGUAAGCCGCACGCCGCACAGUCAGGCCUUACCGCUGCCGACGUCGAUGUGGCGAUGGAGAAGGCGCUUGCAGAGGCCGCAAAGAUGAAGACUGCGAUGUGA